Molecule: messenger RNA, 2687 nt
Organism: Falco peregrinus (peregrine falcon)
Lineage: Eukaryota; Metazoa; Chordata; Aves; Falconiformes; Falconidae
Product: 39S ribosomal protein L27, mitochondrial-like
Exons: 5
Coding region: 1-573 (190 amino acids)
Biological process (GO): translation
Cellular component (GO): ribosome; mitochondrial large ribosomal subunit
Molecular function (GO): structural constituent of ribosome
Source: RefSeq, a predicted model, not a curated record
AUGGUUCAGGAGGAACAGACCCAUAAACCCACACUCGAUGAGGAGCACACCAACAUAGAUGCCUUCUUAGCAACUGAACUUUGGAGAUCUUCCCCACCAAGGAUCACGACGAUCAGAAGGACCGGCGGGACGCUGCCUGGACCUGGGACCAUAGGGACGCCUUGGACCCGUGGUGUUUUAACUACUCCCCAGACAAGCCUGGCUGCCGUCAGGUGUGCUUCUAAGAAAACUGGAGGCAGCUACAAAAAUGUAGGUGGCCGCAGCCCUGGCAAGCGCUAUGGAUUUAAAAAAGUAGAUGGUGAAUUUGUGCAUGCAGGCAACAUUCUGGCUACGCAGCGGUUGAUGCGCUGGCAUCCAGGGACUCAUGUGGGGAUGGGCCGUAACAAGACUCUGUAUGCCCUGGAGGAUGGGAUUGUGAGAUACACCAAAGAGGUCUACGUACCUCUGCCCCGCAGCAGUGAGAGCAGGGAAGCGAUCUGUUGUCUACCCAAAGGAGCGGUUCUUUAUAAAACCUGUAUCAGUGUUAUCCCUGUCACAGAAGUAGGAAGCUUUAAACUCGUCACCAUGCUCUGAGCCUCCUGCCUCACAUAGGGAGGGAUGGGAAGGAGCGACUGGGACAGACCACCACAGCUGGACUGGCAUGAGAGGACAAUAAUAUUCUAGCUCCGAAGAUACCAGUGUAGGACUUCUUUUUCUUGCUCCUAAAGCAUGUGUGGUCAGUGUUCAGGCACUGGGAUCACUCUGGCUGAGCAGACCUUCACCUUGGCUUUGUCCCCUUUGUCAAAGCAAGCAGCUGGUCUGUCUCCUUUGGUCACAGCACGUUUGCCAGAGAAGAGCGAACAGGCACCCCUGGUUGCUCCGCUCAGAGCUAGAGAGCUGGCGUUGGCUCCAUGCUUGUCCUGUGCUGCAGGAGGGACGGCACCGCUGCCUGGGGUCUGACUUGCCUGUGUCUCGGCUGAGUGUGAAUCUGGGUGAAGGUCUGACAUUUGGCCGUUCCCUGCAGACCAGAACGAUGCCACAGGCACUUCUGUCCCUGACACCAUGGGUGGAAGCAGCGUGCUGAGGCCGAGGCCUCACACGGCUGUGUUUCACUGAGUUUGGUAGCUGAGAGGGGCCUGGAAUGGGUCUGACACGCCACGUCUGUCCAGGGUCUCUGAGCUCAUUACUGUUCCUGAGAAAGCUGAAGGGUGUCUCAAAGCAUGCUCAUAGGGAGGCGGCGUCUAUUGAGGAGACAGGAAGAACAUCACAGUGGAUCAGCAAUAAGCAGGAGAUUAUCCCAGCUCUUCUUACAGAGCGGAUGACAAGGCUCACAACUGCCACCAGCCUGAACCGAAAUUCCUGCAGCCCUCAGAGCAGCAGGCUGCUGGCUAGAUGAGGUGAGUGCUUACACUGCUUUUGCAACACAGCAGGGCAAAAAGCCACUGGAGAGGCACAUUCCCCCCACUGCCCCCUCACCCUCUCUGUGCUGGGUUCCUGCUCUUCCCUGUUCCCCUUCAAGGACUUGCUGCUAGUCACAAGGCCAGAAAAGCCCUGAUUUCUGUUACGAGAGGACUGCUGCUUGCCUGCCUUUGACCAAGGAUCGAUUACUGGGGUGUAUACAAGCACCUACAAACCUGGCUUUCUACCCAGGUUUUGACAGAGUCUCACUGUACAGCAGCAGGUGAGCCUCUGGGCUGUUGCUAGCCCAGCUCUGCCAAAAUAAACUAACUUUCUCCCCGGUAAUGAGCGACAGGAGUGGCACAGGGAUACUGUGGAAGAGCCCCUGCUGUAGUUCAUCCAUUGCUCAUCUUUGGGGCCUUACUCUCCUGUGCCCUCAGUGCUCUGGUUUCAGGGCAGGUAUCGUUAGUUACAGCUCCAAACACCGAGCAGCAAGUGCUGACUAUGCCAGACGUUAUGGUACAACUUCAAGAGCUCCAGAUCCAGGUAAAUCAGUGAACCUUUAGUGCUGUGCUCAGGGUUUCAAAUGUCUCUGUUUCGCUUUAGUCAGUAAGGGCUCUUUGUUCGACAGGAGGCUCUUGGGACGCUGCCGCAGGACUGGCUUGGCAGAUGCACUCGCUUGUCUCUGUUCUAUUGCAGGAGUGCAAAUCUGAAAUGUCAUAACAGGCAAAGCCUCCUGCUUAUAACUAAGCCAUAAACACUUACUGAGGAGCAUCCUGGAGGUGUCAUGCAGGGAGAAGGGACCAAAAAACUGUGGAAGCCAUACAGAUCUAAGAAGAACAUUCCCAGCUUGGGCUUGCACCGCGCGGAUGAUCCAAAGGGCCUGCCCUUUCAGCAGCAGCUCUGCCCUGCCUCGCGGCCUUAGACUUCUAAUAAGUGCUGCUGGUGUGCCCUUUUCCCCUUAAUUUGUGUUCCUGGUGAACUGCUGAGCUACAAGAAAGUUCAGCUGUUCCUAAGGAGAACGUACCUCCACUCAUUUCUUUUUAAGUGUACUGACCUAUAUGUGCAAAACCAGGUCUUGUGUUCCACAAAGGUGCUUUACACCUUCUUCUGUGCUGACCGUGAAACUGAAUUUGAAACUUUUCAUCCUAAACAGAUGCUGCACAUCUACUUACUGAACAGUUAAGUGAUGAAAAUUCAUGACAAAAGACAGCUGCAGCACAGGCUGAAGUAUCUCACCCGAACAGCUUGUUUCUGAAUGUAGACUAUUAAAAAGAUACUUGAUUUAUUCCUCACGUUCUCUGUCCUGU